UUUAGUCUGUGUGAGGCGUUUUGGGGGUCGCGGCGCCGUGAUAUGUUGGCUUAUAUGUUUCUAGUGGCUUACAAGACGCUAGCUCCACGAAAUAGCGCGUCGCGGAAGCGCACACGACUCGCACACGACUCGACCAGGCAGUCUGAGGACUCGCGAAAGCAGCGAUAUAGCUGCGUCGGUAGCUCCCACAGCAAUACAACCGCCGUGCGGAGAAUCGCACGAGCCGUAGAAGCCAAUCAGCGCCUGCUACUGUCAUCCCGCGGAGCCGGACCGCACGGACGCGGCACGCAGCACACGUUACGAAUAGCUGCGCAAGAGCCGUAGCAGGCGAGGAACCAAUCCGCUUGCUGUUCCAUUCUCAGCACGCGCGCCGCGACCGGACGCGGAGCGACGACCGACCGCCAUUAUGGCCGCCGCCCCCCCGAAGAAACGCAAGACGGCCCCACCCGCGUCCUUCAGCGAAGGCGACCGCGUCGAGUGCUUCUUCCGCGACUGGGAGCAGUACUUCCCCGCGACGGUGUCUCGGAUGAAUGAUGACCUCACUUAUGAUGUGGACUACGACGACGGCUACGCGGAGAAGAAUUUGCCGGCGAAGCUCUUGAAGCCGCCGAAGCCAUUUCGAGUGGGCGAUAAAGUAGACGCUAGAUUCAGAGGGUGGCGGACGUUCUACCCCGGUACGAUUGAUAAGGUCCACAGCGCAUCUCUAUAUGAUGUCGCUUAUGAUGACGGCUACACGGAGACCGACGUCUCCUCGAAAUACAUACGACCUAGAUUGGAAGCCGCCAAAGCACCACAAGUAGUCACCUUCGAAUUUUCACCUGGGGAUAGAGUAGCAGCAAGGUACCAGGGCGGCCGGAAAAGAUACGCUGCCACAGUAGUGGCCCAGCGCCACGACGGCACGUAUGAUGUGGCCUACGACGACGGCGACGCCGAGGGCGGCGUCGAGGCGCGACUCCUGUCCGCUCUCGCCAAAGAAGUGGAUGUUCAGGCGAAGAGCCAAGGGAGGACUUUAUCCGAGGCCGCCGGCGAACUUCGAGUGCUCAUCUCGUCGUCUUCUUUUAAGCCUACGAGGGACGCGAAAAAAGUCGAUCAAAUUUGCGAGUCGUGGGGCGCGCAAUUGCGGCCGACCGCUACCUCCCUAUUAUUGCUGUGUGCUUGUAGAUCUGAACUGACUACAACCGCCAAGACGUUGGUGGAGAAGUGCGACGCUCUAGUGCAUGAAGAACAGGCCGACGGCUUGUCUGCUGUGAAAGUCGCGCGGAUCGCGGGCAACGAGCGCUUCCUCAAGGCCCUCUGCGAAGAAUCUACGAAUGAUCGGCCGACCUGGGUUUUACUGGAAACGGAGCCGGGCAAGGCCCUGGCGCGGACGGCGUCGGCGAAACGACUCCUCAGAAGGCCUUCGCUGGGACCGGAGGUGAGCAUCGAUGCAAAUGAUCGAGCCGCGGCGAGAGUUGUCGCCGAUGCUUUAGUGCUGCGCCAUGCUCUAGGAGACGCGUCGGAGGCCCUGGCGCGGUCGUCGGUGGCUAGAGCAGUGGCCUUUGACGUUUUUGCAGUUGACGCCGUCGAGAGCUGUCGGGACGCCGUGGCGGCCUUCGUCGACGCGCUGCCCGGCGCGUUGCACACGCGGGAGCGCGGCGACGUCGUGAGUACUGUUCGGAGGAGAGCGGCGCACGUCCUGGGGGCGUUGGGUGCCGCGCCGAAGCGGCCACCUCGACCAGAAACGUGGCCCUCGAGAUGUGUGCCGCCCGGGAUCUACGGGGCGGACAGAAACUUCGAAAGUGUAGACGUCGCCGACGGUACGUUGCGGGACAAGUUGACCGUACGACCCAUGGCGGCGUCGUGGGGCGGCGAAGAUGAUUUGGAGGUGAUUGCCGCGGAGAGGAUCGAGGCGGGCGAAAGCGCCCCGUACAGCGGCAUCCUCGGAAAGGCCAACGAGCUCGCCACGGCCACGAAGCUCGCGCCAAAAGAUCAGAUGGCGUUCUGGCGGUUCUUGAUUUCAGUCGACGACGACAUCGUGCUGUUGCCGUUCGUGGACCCGGAGACGAACCCCGUCUGCUUCAUCAACGACGCCUUCGGGCCGGCUAGAAGUUCGCCGGACGACGAGAUCUGGCCGAAUGUUAGGUUCCAGGCGUCGGGCGAAGGAGCGUGUGUCGUGGCUUUGAGAAGAAUAGAAAAGGGCGAGACGCUCUGGAUUGAUUAUGGAGACGCGUCCUGGGCUGUGUGGAAAUCAAUCAGUGAGUUAGGUUAUCGCGGUCACGGGGACGAAGUCGCGUCGAUGGCGUCGGGCGCCCGAACUUUGAUUUCCACACAGGUUCUGGGCCUUCCGCGACGACCUCGACGACGUCUCCCGAAGACUGGUGGACGCGGGGUCCGUCGUGCGCCACCUCGAGGCCUGGGCCCAGGCUUUAAAUGAUCUGCCGCACGACGCGGAGCUGCCGCCUUCAUUAGUAAAGCGCUUGCGCGGCGAGUUCACGGUGUCCCAGCGCGCGCUGCGCGGCGAGCAGAACAAGGGCGGGCGCCUCCGCGAGCCGACGGCGCUGUCGCUCGCGCGCGACGCGCUGCCGCGGUCCUCUUCCUCGUCGCCGCGGCCGCCGCGGAAGAGGGCUCGGUCGCCGACGCCGCCGGCCGAUGCCGCUCUGGAGGCCAUGACGGGCGCGCAGCUGCGCAAGCUCAUGGCGCGGCAAGGCGUCGGCGCGGCGCCCGUGGCCUGGGCCGCCGACGUACGUUCAUUAUUGAGAGAGGUCCGGGCCCUCGAGGACGGCGCGGAGCGCGUGAGCCUCGAGGACGUCCGGCCGGCGAUCGCGGCCCGCGGCUUCACGUGGACCGGCAGCCUGCCGCUCAACGGCACGCGAUGCGUGAUCUCGGUGCCGCCGGCGUGGCCCUGCUACUUGGAUGCGUGGGGCGCGGACAACUCGCACGCGCGCGGCUGCAAAAAGUACAUCCGCUCGAUGGCGAGUUUGGUGGGCUACCUCGAGAAGUGCCUGGAGCUCGCGCGCGACGGCGUUUCCGUCAGACUCGAGGGCGACACCGCGGCGAGCGACGACGAGGCCAACGCCAGUGACGACGCGACGCCGCCGUCCGUCGCGCCGUCCCAAGCGGACGAGGCGGAGAUCGAGCAGGCGCGCGCGAAGCUGCUCGGGUUCCUCGAGAAGACCUGCGGCGCGCCGCGGGAGGUCAUGACGAGGGCGUCGCGCGACGUGCGGAUUUCGGCGACGCGCCGUGCGGACGUCGGGGAAUUGAAAGGGCACCUGGACUACUACUACCACUUGGCGGGCCACCCGAAGCAGCUGCGGUCGCGGCGGGCCGUCGCGAGCGCGCUCGGGCUCAGCGGCGACUGGUGACGGCUGCCUCGUGGGCACCCCCAUGUAAUUAUUGUGAAUUAUAGUCACUCGUGUGGAAUGAAGCGCCCGUCCUGAUAAGUGAGGAACGAAGAUCAAAACGGGUUUUACAGCCGCAAAAAACGACGCGCGUAGCUCGUCACGUCCUUUCACCCACGCCGAGUAUAGUUGGCACGCUCGAAAUCUCCUAGCGACCCUCGGCGACAGCCAGGCGUCUCGCAAACCAUUGAUCAGAUCAGAGAGCUCUAAGAGCUCAAGCUCGCCAGCGAGCGCUUUCAGCUAGCCGAGCGCGCGCGCUUUACUCGCUCUGUUAUUAGUGAUGUCGACCGAGCCCGCUGCGUCGGCCGGACCGCCCACGAUGGAAGACACAGAGCCCGCGGCCGCGCCGGCGGCGACGGUCACCGAGCCGGCGACGACCGCCGAGGCCGAUCCCCCAGCACCCGUAGCCGACGCCGCGCCGCCGAAGAAGCGCCGCGUGAAGCAGCAGACGAUAGGGCCUGGAGCCCCGACGGCCGACGCGCCGCCGCCGCGCUUCCCGCCGACUGAGCCGUCGCUCGCGACGACGCGGCCGCCGCGCUGGACGCACGAAGAGGAAACGAGCCUACGAACGCUCGUCGGCGAGCUCGGAAACGACGCGUGGGCGACCAUCGCCGCGCGGCUGGGGACAGGCCGGACGGCGAACGGCGUCGAGGUGAAGUGGAGAAAACUCAGGGCCGCGGGCUUAGCGGCGCUACCGCCGUCACCGCAACAAGUCAUCGCACCGCCACUCGACAGCCUCCAGAGCCUGCCGCCGCCGCCGCCGAGCGCGCCCGACGUCACGGCCGCCCCACCUGCAGCUGCACCGGCGCCGGCGGCCGAUGAUGACGCCGGCCAGUUGGUGCCGUCUGACUCAGGAUUUCGUCCCGCCGCGGUGACGGCGCGGUAAACGCGCGUCUGCUGGAUUUGCGCGUCCUGAAGAGGACAGAGGCGUCUCCGCGUCUCUUUGUACGGUUGGAUCCGUAUUUUUGUGUUUUGGUGUUGAUGGAUGCACGUGGGGGAACCAGUGAGAAAAGGUAAGUCAUCCGACGCCAGCCUCCUAAAUCGCCCCGAUCAGGGGCGCAAUCCGGCAAAAACGUCAUUAACACGUAGAAAGUACCUCUGCACUUGCAUUGUUCUCGCAUAGCGCAAGCCGACGCCGCCGACGCGCGCAAAGUUAGCUGCAACCGAGCAGGUCCCCGA
Molecule: messenger RNA, 4556 nt
Organism: Pelagomonas calceolata
Lineage: Eukaryota; Pelagophyceae; Pelagomonadales; Pelagomonadaceae
Source: the annotation of a GenBank genome assembly